AUGAUGAACCACCAGAAACGUGUGAUCUCGAUGGAGGAGUAUAUGUUCGAUAUCGAAGAGUUCUCGGAAAUCCGCAACUACCAUUUCCAACUCGCGGACGGUCUUGAUCUUCUGCUCUGUGAUACCAAAGUACAAAACCACAUCGAGUUUCCCCUGCAAAUCGAAAGCUUGAAGCGGUCAGGUGCCUUUAUCAUCUUACACGCAAACGAAAACUACAAUAAAUUUACUCGCCGCCUUGAAGACGUCAACGAGGAUAUGCUUGUGCUCACCUCUUACAUUGUUCGUCACCUCUAUCUCGACGAAGAUUGA
Caenorhabditis remanei is the source of this 309-nucleotide messenger RNA. RefSeq lists its product as uncharacterized. The record is from RefSeq and is a predicted model, not a curated record. Bases 1 to 309 code for a protein of 102 amino acids. Lineage: Eukaryota; Metazoa; Nematoda; Chromadorea; Rhabditida; Rhabditidae. The transcript is spliced from 4 exons.